Messenger RNA from Pterocles gutturalis (yellow-throated sandgrouse), 1126 nucleotides. Its product is annotated as erlin-2. Lineage: Eukaryota; Metazoa; Chordata; Aves; Pterocliformes; Pteroclidae. The annotation marks the transcript as partial. The record is from RefSeq and is a predicted model, not a curated record. Gene Ontology annotation, biological process: SREBP signaling pathway. Gene Ontology annotation, molecular function: cholesterol binding; ubiquitin protein ligase binding. Gene Ontology annotation, cellular component: endoplasmic reticulum membrane; endoplasmic reticulum. The transcript is spliced from 9 exons.
ACCACGCUGCAGACCGAUGAGGUGAAAAAUGUUCCUUGUGGCACCAGUGGAGGAGUGAUGAUUUAUUUUGACAGAAUUGAAGUGGUGAAUUUCCUCAUCCAGAGUGCAGUAUACGACAUCGUGAAGAACUACACCGCCGAUUAUGACAAAGCUCUCAUCUUCAACAAGAUCCACCAUGAGCUGAACCAGUUCUGCAGUGUCCACACGCUGCAGGAGGUCUACAUUGAGCUGUUCGAUCAGAUUGAUGAAAACCUUAAACUGGCCUUGCAGCAAGACCUGACUACAAUGGCCCCUGGAUUAAUUAUACAGGCAGUUCGAGUUACAAAGCCAAACAUCCCUGAAACAAUCCGGAGGAAUUAUGAGCUCAUGGAGAGUGAGAAGACAAAGCUGCUGAUUGCAGCACAGAAGCAGAAGGUGGUGGAGAAGGAAGCGGAGACAGAAAGGAAGAAAGCCCUCAUCGAGGCAGAAAAAAUUGCACAAGUUGCUGAAAUAACUUACGGACAGAAAGUGAUGGAAAAGGAAACAGAGAAGCGAAUUUCAGAGAUUGAAGAUGCUGCAUUUCUUGCAAGAGAGAAGGCAAGAGCUGAUGCUGAAUGCUACACGGCCAUGAAAGUAGCCGAGGCUAACAAGCUGAAGUUAACUCCGGAGUACUUGCAGCUGAUGAAAUACAAGGCUAUUGCAGCAAACAGCAAGAUAUAUUUUGGCAAAGAUAUUCCCAACAUGUUCAUGGACUAUGCGGGAAGCCAGACCAAAUUUGCAGAGGGACUGGUAGAAGGAAUCCAAGAAGAGGAUGGGACAGGAACCACUGAGGACACAAAACUACUUCAUAACGUCAACUGAAAGGAAAGAUUUCUAUUUGUUUUGUAUCAAAGGAAAGAUGAACUGGGAAGUUCCUUUUUGUUUUUUCCCCUUUCCUCUCCUGAAAGAGAUGAAUCAGACUAAAGCCUUUCAAUCUUUUGUAUGACAAUUAGACACAAAGACUCUGGUAUUUAUGGGGUGUUUUUUUCUGGUGGCUUCUAAGCAGCCAGCUCCAGGUAUGUCCUUCUGGAUGCACCUCUCCUUCCUGGACAUACAGACCAAAUUAUUCUGGAGAGGCUACCUAGACUGUUCUGCAGCCAGCUUAGAU